Messenger RNA from Metarhizium album ARSEF 1941, 1845 nucleotides. RefSeq names its product heat shock protein 70. Gene Ontology annotation, cellular component: plasma membrane; cytoplasm; cytosol. Lineage: Eukaryota; Fungi; Ascomycota; Sordariomycetes; Hypocreales; Clavicipitaceae. The transcript is spliced from 5 exons. Gene Ontology annotation, biological process: vesicle-mediated transport; cellular response to unfolded protein; protein refolding. Bases 1 to 1845 code for a protein of 614 amino acids. Gene Ontology annotation, molecular function: misfolded protein binding; ATP hydrolysis activity; heat shock protein binding. The record is from RefSeq and is a predicted model, not a curated record.
AUGGCUGACGAAGUUUACGACGGUGCCAUUGGUAUCGACCUGGGUACCACCUACUCUUGCGUGGCCAUCUACGAAGGUACAAAUGUCGAAAUCAUUGCCAACGAGCAGGGUUCGUUCACCACUCCCUCAUUCGUCUCCUUCACCGACAAGGAGCGUCUGAUCGGUCAUGCUGCCAAGAACAAUGCUGCCAUGAACCCCAAGAACACCGUCUUCGAUGCCAAGCGUCUGAUUGGUCGUCGCUUCGAUGAUCCUACCGUCAAGAAGGACAUUGAGUCCUGGCCUUUCACCAUCAUUAACGAUGCCGGUCAGCCCAAGGUCCAGGUCGAGUACCUCGGCGAGACGAAGCAGUUCUCUGCUCAGGAGAUCUCUGCCAUGGUUCUCCUCAAGAUGAAGGAGAUUGCCGAGACCAAGCUCGGUAAGAAGGUCGAGAAGGCCGUCAUCACUGUCCCCGCCUACUUCAACGACAACCAGCGUCAGGCUACCAAGGAUGCCGGUGCAAUCGCCGGCCUCAAUGUCCUUCGUAUCAUUAACGAGCCUACUGCCGCCGCCAUUGCCUACGGCCUGGGCUCUGGCAAGUCCGAGAAGGAGCGCAACGUCCUGAUCUACGAUCUGGGCGGUGGUACUUUUGAUGUAUCCCUCCUCGUCAUCCAGGGCGAUGUCUUUACCGUCAAGGCCACCAAUGGUGACACCCACCUUGGUGGUCAAGACUUCGACACGAACCUUCUCAAUCACUGCCGGGAUGCCUUCACUCGCGAGACCAAGAAGGACCUCAGCAGUGAUGCCCGUGCCCUGCGAAGACUCCGUACUGCUUGUGAGCGUGCCAAGCGUACCCUGUCCAACGGCACCCAGGCCACCAUUGAGAUCGACUCUCUCUUCGACGGUCAGGACUUCAGCAUCACCAUCACCCGUGCCCGUUUUGAGAACCUCAACGCCGAAGCUUUCUCUGGCACUCUCCAGCCUGUUGUUCAGGUUCUCAAGGAUGCUGGCAUCGACAAGCGAGCUGUUGACGAGAUUGUUCUGGUCGGUGGUUCUACACGUAUUCCCAAGAUUCAGAAGCUUCUGUCUGAGUUUUUCAACGGUAAGCAGCUUGAGAAGAGCAUCAAUCCUGAUGAGGCUGUUGCCUAUGGCGCUGCUGUCCAAGCCGGUAUCCUCUCCGGCAAGGCCACCUCCGCUGAAACCGCCGACCUCCUGCUUCUCGAUGUCGUUCCCCUGUCUCUGGGUGUUGCCAUGGAGGGUAACAUCUUCGCUCCUGUCGUCACCCGUGGACAGACUGUUCCGUGCUUGAAGAAAAGAACCUUCACCACGGUUGCCGACAAUCAGCAAACUGUCCAGUUCCCCGUUUACCAGGGUGAGCGAGUCAACUGUGAGGACAACACCUCUCUGGGAGAGUUCACUCUUGCUCCCAUCCCCCCAAUGCGUGCUGGCGAGGCCGUCCUGGAGUGUGUCUUUGAGGUCGAUGUCAAUGGCAUCCUGAAAGUCACCGCCACUGAGAAGACCUCUGGCCGCAGUGCCAACAUCACCAUCGCCAACUCUGUCGGCAAACUUUCCACGGGCGAGAUCGAGAAGAUGAUCUCUGACGCUGAGGCCUUCAAGAGCAACGACGAGGCUUUCAGCAAGCGAUUUGAGGCCAAGCAGCAACUCGAGUCCUAUAUUGGCCGAGUUGAGGAGAUUGUCACGGACCCCGCACUCUCUCUUAAGCUUAAGCGUGGCCAGAAGGAGAAGAUUGAGCAGACCAUCUCGGAGGCCAUGGCCACUCUUGAGAUCGCCGACAGCUCUGCCGAGGACCUCAAAAAGCAGGAGCUUGCCCUCAAGCGCAUUGUUACAAAGAACUUGUCUUCCCGAUAA